CAUGGAUCAAGUGUAAAACCCCAUUUCAGCAGAAUCGAAAGCUACCACAAUUAUUAAUGGAUCGAGAAUCACUGGAGAAACGGCCUGCGAUCUUUGUUGUCGGAUCCCCCAACGUCGGUAAACGGACCAUACUCUCACGUAAGACCUUCUUUCUCUGUCUCGAUUCUCUGUAUGCGAAUUGAAGAAUUCUAAUUUGUUGCCGUAGAUUUAUUUGUAUGAUAUUCGGAAGCUACUGGGGAGUUUGAAUGAUGGGGGUUUAGUGUUUUGCUGUGAAAAUUAGUGUAAUGAUUCAAGAGUUCAGCUGAUCGAUUAAUUCUCAGUGCGUGUAGCUCAAAGAGGUACCUUUAUAUCGUAAUUGUUAACUCAAUACUUAGCUGGUAAAACUAGAUGGAAGUGUUUCCAUCUGCUUAUAACAGAAUCUGACUAGCUGUGGGCAUUAUUUCAGCAUGAUGUUUGGAUUACUCCCACUCUAUUUCGUCGCUUGUCGAAAAGAGUUCGAUUAUUAUUUAUUACAAUCGCUUCCUCAUCCAACAAUGCAAUACUUAGUGAAGGAUGGCUCCUAUUCAGAUUCCUGCUUAUUAUAAGUAUUUUCCAGCUAAGAGUGGCAAAUUUGGACUACUUAAGGUGGAUUUUGACGAUGCCUCUGAUACGUUACCUGAGUUAUCUGUCAAUGGGUGGACAAUCAACACAAAGUAUUACACAGCAGAUGUUACAGUUUGGACAGCUAAUCUUUCUAAUGAGCUAUCCAUUGCAAGCUUUCCUGAUGUGAACCAGAUAGUUGCCUUGGUUAUGGUGUUUGACACCAGUGACCUCCCAACACUAGUUGCUCUUAAAGAAUGGGUUUCGCGCACUGACAUCCAGAAGUUUGAUAUACUACUCUGCGUUGGUAACAAGGUGGAUCUUCUUCCUGAUCAUCCAUCACACGUGGAAUACAAGAGACGCUUGAUGAAGCUUGGUGAAUCCUCUGUCCGUUCUAAUGUGGACUUCUCUGAUUAUGGUAUAUCUGAGACUGAAGGAAGUAGUUUAUUGGGGAACGAAGAGCCAUCCUUGGGAUUUAAGAGAUCUUGCAUAGAGUGGUGUCUCGAACACAAUAUUGAAUAUGUUGAAGCUUGUGCAUCAAAUGCUGAAUUUGACCAAUGUCUCUCUGUCGAUGGUGAUUCACAGGGUAUUGAUAGACUUUAUGGUGCUCUCUCUGCUCAUAUGUGGCCGGGAAUGUUGUUGAAAUCUGGUGAUAGGAUAAACGAGCCUUCAUUGCCUGAGCAAGAAGAGUUCCGAAGAAGAAGAAUCUGACUACGAACCUGAAUAUGAAAUAUUAUCUCCUGCUUCAGCAGAACAAUGGGAUGAUGUAGGAUGUAUGUCUGCAGAUGGUCCUGUUUCUACUUCGGGAAGUGGGAGGCCUAUGGAAAAGGAUCUUGAUACUUCAGGUAGAGAGAGUGAAGCGAAUCAGCCGUCAACAUCAGCCUUUAAGUUGUCCAAAGAGCUUGACCAUGAAAAGGCAGCUAUGGCCUUCGAAACAAACCCAAUGUCAGAGCUCGAUAAUGAGAAGACUUAUGAAAUCGAAGAUUUGGAAACUCUAAUGGCUGAAAUUGGUAACGUGCGCAAUGGCUUGAGGUUGAUGCCUGACUUCCAGAGGAGGGAGAUGGCUGCGAAGCUGGCCAUGAAAAUGGCUGCAAUGUUUGGAGACAGUAGCGCCGGUGAGGAGGAUUUGGUUGAUUAGAGCAAUAAGAGUAUACCAAUUAGACUCCGAUUUAAAUCCUAUAGUUUGUCUGUCGCCGUAAAGAAAAAGCAGAAUCAGCUUGCCUACGUAUUUAAAGAGAAGCGGGCGACUAUCAACUGUUGUUCACUUGCACUAAGCACUGUCUUUGAGCAAUGGGAAAGCACAAGUGAAGUUUAGAGGUUAGUUCUCAAAAGAACAUGACGCUAAUAUAUGGGUUUUGUGAAUUUAUGUGUAAUUGGGUAAAAGUUUUUGUGUGCAAUAUUAAUAAAACUCCCAUGUUUUCUUGA
This is a messenger RNA of Salvia splendens (bonfire salvia), 2004 nucleotides long. RefSeq lists its product as uncharacterized. The transcript is spliced from 6 exons. NCBI's taxonomy places the organism in Eukaryota, Viridiplantae, Streptophyta, Magnoliopsida, Lamiales, Lamiaceae. The record is from RefSeq and is a predicted model, not a curated record. Gene Ontology annotation, molecular function: GTP binding; GTPase activity. The coding region runs from base 553 to 1290 and encodes 245 amino acids.